CGCUUUGAAUGAUUACUAGUCGUCGCAGCAUCCGAAUCUGAAUGCCACGGCCUACUCCAAUUCUGAAUGUUCCAAUUGCUGUCCGUGCAAAUGCAAACUCCCUAUAAAAUGCCAUGCACGCAAAGAUGCCCGAAGCACCAAAGAGCCAUAAAGCCACGUGUCUCUUCUACCUUAGCACACGUACAUUUUGCCUUUCAUCACAAGUGCACACGUACGCAUGGCCACCACCCUCGCCUUCACCGUGAAGAGGUCGGCGCCGGAGCUCGUCGCGCCGUCGAGGGCGACGCCGCGGGAGCUCCGGCCGCUGUCCGACAUCGACGACCAGGACGGCCUCCGGUUCUACCGGUCGGGCCUCCACUUCUUCCGGGGCCGCGGCGGCGGCGGCGCCGACCCCGCCGCGGUGGUCAGGAGAGGGCUCGCCGACGCGCUCGUGCACUACUACCCCGUCGCCGGAAGGAUCAGUGAGGUGGAGGCGCCGGCGCGGAAGCUGGUGGUGGAUUGCACCGGCGACGGCGUGGUGUUCGUCGAGGCGGACGCCGACGUCUCCCUCUCCGACUUCGGCGACGUGCUCUGCCCGCCGUUCCCGUGCUACCAGGAGCUCCUGUGCGAGCCCGACGGCAACUGCGCCGCCGUCGUCGGCCGCCCGCUCCUCUUCAUUCAGGUGACGCGACUCAGGUGCGGUGGCUUCGUGUUCGGCCUGCAGAUAUGCCACAACAUCGCCGACGCGGCUGGCACGGUGCAACUCCUGCGAGCGAUCGGCGAGAUGUCGCGGGGCAUGCCCGCGCCGACCGUGCCGCCGGUGUGGGCGAGGGAGCUGCUCAUGGCGCGGUCGCCACCGGUGGUCACGCACCGGCACCCGGAGUACGACGAGACGGCGGCCGGCGGCAACCACGACGUGCUUGCCCACCAUGAGCCGCUCGUGCAGCGCGCGUUCUUCUUCGGGCCGAAGGAGAUGUCCGCAUUGCGAGAGCUCGCCGCCCCAGCCGGCGCCGCCGCCGGCAAGAGGAUCUCCCGCUUCGACAUGCUCGCCGCUUUCCUCUGGCAGCGCCGGGCGGCGGCGCUGGAGUACGACGACGACGACGAGGUGCGCGUCAUGUUCGUGGUGAACGCGCGCGGGCGCAGCCCACCGCUGCCCGCGGGGUUCUACGGCAACGCGUUCGCCUUCGCGGUGGCGGCGUGCACGGCGGGGCGCCUCCGUGACAGCCCGCUCGCCGACGUGGUGGGCAUGGUCGCCGGCGCGAAGGCCAGGGCGACGUCGGAGGGGAACCUGCAGUCGGUGGCCGACCUGAUGGCGCAGCGCGGGCGGCCGCGGUUCGGGCGCGCGGCGAGGGCGUACCUCGUGUCCGACGUGACGCGGGCCGGGUUCGAGGGCGUCGACUUCGGGUGGGGGGAGGGGGCGUACGGCGGGCCGGCGGCGGCGACGCUGGCGACGUUUCACUUGACGGUGAAGGAUGCGAGCGGGGAGGAGGUGAUCGCCGUGCCGAUGUGCUUGCCGGCGCCGGCCAUGGAAAGGCUCGAGUUGGACGUGCAGAUGUCGUUGAAUCAUUGAACGAUAUAUACAUUCCUACAUGUUCUAUGUUGAUUGUUAGAUUCGGUACAUCCGUACAUGCUAUACGUUCAUAUUGUUCAUGUCACCAUGUGCAUGUUUUGUUAUGUCCUACGUAACUCCUGCAUAUAAUAUAGGAGUUACAACAUGUAAUAGUUAAAUUUUAAGUUGCAUGUUUGUGGACUAAUAUAUCACAUGUUAAUACAUCUUUUUACAUAUUUUUUAUAAA
Molecule: messenger RNA, 1775 nt
Organism: Oryza sativa Japonica Group (Japanese rice)
Lineage: Eukaryota; Viridiplantae; Streptophyta; Magnoliopsida; Poales; Poaceae
Product: benzyl alcohol O-benzoyltransferase
Source: RefSeq, a predicted model, not a curated record